AUGGGCCGGGGCUGGGCAGCCGGCGCAGGGGAGCCGGCCUCUGGCCUCGCCUCCCCGGGGACAACACGGGUUCGCAGCGCGGUCACGUGGGUCCCGCCGCCGCCCCUAUAUAGCGCGGCGCGGCGCGGCGCGUCCUGUCCUGCGGCGGAGCGGCGGCGAGCGGCAUCUGGCCCCGGAGCGGCGGCUGCGAUGCGGGUCAGGAUGAUUUCGGCUGCCUCCGUCCUCGUCCUGCUCUUCCUGCCCUCGGAGACCUGCUCGCCCCUGCAGUGGCCCCGGGGCCCAUCCCGCAGGCUGACCCUGGCCCCCCAACCCACCUGGGAGCCCUGGCCAGGAGCCCCAAGACCCUCGGUCCCUACCGCCGGCCUCCUGCCCCAAAGACUAUGCCAACCUUGUGGGGCAGAGCCCACCCCGGCCCCCCGCGCCCCGCGAGCGCUGCAAACCGGCAAGAGGCGAGACGGCAAACCCAACUCGCUGGAUCUCACCUUCCACCUCCUGCGCGAAUUCCUGGAGAUGUCCCGGGAGGAGAGGCUGGCCCAGAAGGCGCUCAGCAAUAAGCUUUUGCUGCAGAGUAUAGGAAAAUGA
This is a messenger RNA of Gymnogyps californianus (California condor), 582 nucleotides long. RefSeq names its product corticoliberin-like. The record is from RefSeq and is a predicted model, not a curated record. Gene Ontology annotation, biological process: positive regulation of cortisol secretion; negative regulation of glucagon secretion; negative regulation of epinephrine secretion. Gene Ontology annotation, molecular function: corticotropin-releasing hormone activity. Lineage: Eukaryota; Metazoa; Chordata; Aves; Accipitriformes; Cathartidae. Gene Ontology annotation, cellular component: extracellular region.